UGUAAGAUGGCCCGUACCAAGCAGACUGCACGUAAGUCCACCGGUGGGAAGGCGCCGCGAAAGCAGCUGGCUACUAAGGCAGCGCGGAAAAGCGCUCCAGCCACCGGCGGCGUGAAGAAGCCACACCGCUACCGGCCCGGCACCGUGGCCCUGCGCGAGAUCCGCCGCUACCAGAAGUCGACCGAGCUGCUGAUCCGAAAGCUGCCUUUCCAACGCCUAGUGCGAGAAAUUGCUCAGGACUUCAAGACCGACCUGCGCUUCCAGAGCUCCGCGGUGAUGGCGCUGCAGGAGGCCUGCGAGGCCUACUUGGUGGGUCUCUUUGAGGACACCAAUCUGUGCGCCAUCCACGCCAAGCGAGUGACUAUCAUGCCCAAGGACAUUCAGCUCGCUCGCCGCAUUCGUGGGGAGAGAGCGGAAGAGGCAAGAAGGUCUAGUUUUGAAAUCCAUGCUGCUGGCUCCUUCCUCUUCUACUAUCUCUUAUCUCUGUUGCUCCACCCUCCCUCCAGAACUACCUUCUGGAACUUGCAAGGUUUUCAGGCUGGUGUACUUGGUGACGGCCUUGGUGCCCUCGGACACCGCGUGCUUGGCCAGCUCCCCGGGCAGCAGCAGGCGCACGGCCAUCGGGAUCUCCCUGGAGGUGAUGGUCGAGCGCUUGUUGUAAUGCGCCAGGCGGGAAGCCUCGCCCGCCAUGUGCUCAAAGUUGUUGUUGAGGAAGGAGUUCAUGAUGCCCAUGGCAUUGAAGGAGAUGCCGGUGUCGGCGUGCAACUGCUUCAGCACCUUGUACACGUACACGGAGUAGCUCUCCUUACAGCAGCGCUUCUGCUUCUUGCUGUCCUUCUGCGCGUUGGUCACCGCCUUCUUGGAGUCCUUCUUCAGGGUGGAAACGGAGUUAGCUGGCUCAGGAGUCGGACCAGCUGUUUUUUCGGUCGCCACCAUUUCCCGAAACCCCUUGUCAUGGCUCGUACGAAGCAAACAGCUCGUAAGUCCACGGGCGGCAAGGCUCCGCGUAAGCAGUUAGCUACCAAGGCGGCCCGCAAGAGCGCGCCGGCCACCGGCGGCGUCAAGAAGCCGCACCGCUACCGGCCCGGCACUGUCGCUCUCCGGGAAAUCCGCCGCUACCAGAAGUCCACCGAGCUGCUGAUCCGAAAGCUGCCGUUUCAGCGCCUGGUGCGCGAGAUCGCGCAGGACUUCAAGACCGACCUGCGCUUCCAGAGCUCCGCGGUGAUGGCGCUGCAGGAGGCCUGCGAGGCCUACCUGGUGGGGCUCUUCGAGGACACCAACCUGUGCGCCAUCCACGCCAAGCGGGUGACUAUCAUGCCCAAGGACAUCCAGCUCGCGCGCCGCAUCCGCGGAGAGAGGGCAUGAGUUGUACUAAGGGCGAGUGCCAACGUAAACCAAAGGCUCUUUUCAGAGCCGCCAAC
Molecule: messenger RNA, 1421 nt
Organism: Saimiri boliviensis boliviensis (Bolivian squirrel monkey)
Lineage: Eukaryota; Metazoa; Chordata; Mammalia; Primates; Cebidae
Product: histone H3.1
Cellular component (GO): nucleosome
Molecular function (GO): DNA binding; structural constituent of chromatin; protein heterodimerization activity
Source: RefSeq, a predicted model, not a curated record